AUGUCCUCCUACGGCCAGCUGCUCAGCGCCCGCUGCGCCUCGCCCUGCGAGGUGACGUGCGGCCAGCCCUACGUCGACUCCUGCAGCCAGCCCUGCGUGGCCUCCUGCGGAGACUCCCGGGCCAUCGUCUACGCCCCGCCCGUGGUGGUCACCUUCCCGGGGCCCAUCAUCAGCUCCUGCCCCACGGAGAGCAUCGUCGGGACCUCCAUCCCCGAAAUCGGCGGGGGAAUGGGGUCUGGAGGGGGUGGGCGCGGCGGCUCCUAUUCCUCGGGCUACGGUAGGAAUUACUACCCCUACUUCUCCCGAGGGUACUACAGGUCUCGCUACGGGAACUACGGGAACUACGGGAACUACGGGAGCUACGGGAACUACGGGCCUUUUUAA
This is a messenger RNA of Hirundo rustica (Barn swallow), 384 nucleotides long. Its product is annotated as claw keratin-like. Gene Ontology annotation, cellular component: intermediate filament. The coding region runs from base 1 to 384 and encodes 127 amino acids. The transcript has 2 exons. The record is from RefSeq and is a predicted model, not a curated record. Gene Ontology annotation, molecular function: structural constituent of cytoskeleton. NCBI's taxonomy places the organism in Eukaryota, Metazoa, Chordata, Aves, Passeriformes, Hirundinidae.